AUGGUUGCUGUCCGCAACUCUAUCGCUGCUUUCAUCGCGGUCUGCGGCACGUGUGCUACGCAUAUAACGACUAACAGAUCGUCGGACUGCUACUGUCUACCUAGUGAUGCCUGCUGGCCAUCGGCUGACAAGUGGAACACGUUGAACACCACGGUGGAUGGGAAAUUGAUCGCGACGGUACCUCUCGGCUCUGUGUGCCAUGACCCAGCAUACGACGAAGCAGUUUGUGAAGCUUUGAAAGCAGCCUGGAGAGACCCGGAACCACAUUACGACUCUUCGUCCUCUGCAAUGACGACGUAUUGGGCGAAUGCCAGUUGCAAUCCUUUCUCGGGCCGCUCAACACCAUGCGGGCUCGGCAAUUUAAUUUCCUACGCUGUCAAUGUUUCCAGUACUGAAGACAUUGCAGCGACGGUCAAGUUUGCCGGAUUGCACAAUGUUCGCCUUGUCAUUCGCAACACGGGCCACGACUUCAUUGGGCGCUCGAGUGGUGCUGGGGGACUUGCGGUGUGGACACACCACCUGAAAAGUCUCGAAGUGAUUGAAAACUUCGAAAUGCAAAGUGAAGCAGGAGAGGAGGGCUAUAGUGGAACCGCGUUGAAGAUGGGCUCUGGGGUUCAAGGUUUUGAGGCAGAGGCUUUUGCUGGAAAAUACGGUCUUGUUGUCGUAGGCGGUUGGUGCCCAUCUGUUGGCAUUGCGGGAGGCUAUACUCAAGGUGGUGGGCAUAGUCCACUUGGGUCAGAAUUCGGUAUGGCUGCUGAUCAAACCCUUGAGUUUGAGGUCGUCACUGCGGAUGGAUCAGUUGUCAUUGCCUCGCCUCAGGAGAACAACGACCUUUACUGGGCACUCUCUGGCGGCGGGCCAGGUACAUAUGGCAUUGUAACGAGCGUGAUUGUGCGAGCCUACCCGGAUCUACCUGUUGGCGGAGCAUUCGUAUACGUAUCCAACGACCUGUCACAACCCAACGCAUCUACCAUACUCGACAACCACUGGGCGACAAUCAAGACUUGGUACAGCCUUCUACCAAAUCUGACUUCCAAUGGAAUCGGGGCCACGUUCUCCUACAAUAACUCUCUCUUCGUUGUCGUUCCACUCACUGCUUAUAACAAGACCUCAGAAGAGGUGACUGCUGCACUUAAGCCAUGGACUGACCAUCUGGAUUCUGUAGGAAUGAGCUAUACGGCACAGUUCACCGACUUUCCAAGCUACUAUCCCCACUGGAGUGCAUUUGUCACACCUGGACCUGUAGGCGGCUUUUGGCAAAGCAUAUCUCGUCUUGUGCCGUCGUCUAUUUUGAGUGACCCCCAGACUCUAUCGACUUAUGUCAACGUGUCCAGAAACUUUGCGGACCAAGGUGCGAUGGCCGGAUGCACGGCCAUCGCGCCCAAGAAGAGAACGAGUUUCCAUAACGCCGUCUUACCUGCAUGGCGCGAAGCUGCGGCUAUUCAUGGAUUAAUGCACGAAUGGAGUGACGAACCAUCCUUAUGGGAUGACAUGCAGGAAAUGCAGCGGUACACGGACGAACAAAUGGCUCCUGUGCUGAAGAGCGCCACUGGUGGAUCAGCAGGACCCAAAAACACAGGUGCUGGUAGCUAUGUCAACGAGGUUCAAGGAGUUGAAAUAGACUGGAAGGACGAGAGCUUUGGCAUAAACUACCAACGGCUUCUCCAGGUGAAGAGAAAGUGGGAUUCAGAUGGGGUGUUCUGGGGGCCACGACUCGUCGGAAGCGAAAGUAGACAAGUUACAGGGGAACCCAGGGAUAUUGGUGAUGGCCGGCUAUGUAGAACCAGAUACUAG
This is a messenger RNA of Truncatella angustata, 1794 nucleotides long. Its product is annotated as FAD binding domain-containing protein. The transcript is spliced from 2 exons. The record is from RefSeq and is a predicted model, not a curated record. Bases 1 to 1794 code for a protein of 597 amino acids. Gene Ontology annotation, molecular function: FAD binding; oxidoreductase activity. Lineage: Eukaryota; Fungi; Ascomycota; Sordariomycetes; Amphisphaeriales; Sporocadaceae.